UUCGUGUAUUACUCAUUGUUUUGUCGAAAGUGGUAGUAGUAGGACGCAAUGGUGUUAACCACGUAUUUAUUAAACGACGAAGAAGUAGUGGUGACCGUUCUAGAACGUCAGAUGCUAGCGACGAAGGAAGUGGCUUUCAUUAGUAGUGGUGGAGGUGGUGGUAGUGAACGCGCGGCACACUUCGCGCUUCUCUUUGUAAAUUCUCACAGUAUCACGCACCACGGGUUACUCUCGCAGGUGAAAGAAACUGUUCGGUUCCGCGUAUCAUCCGCGGCCAAUUAUUCUUCCUUUUUUCUUUUUUUUUUUUUUUUUUUUUUACGAUUCUGCUCUGUGCAAACGUGUUUGUUGGAAAAUAGAACGUCCGAUGUGUUCAACCGCGAAAGACGGCCUCGGCCUUGCUACUGUUACCAGUGUACUAUGCCAUUGAGAGGGUCUGUCUGAACGAACGAAGAAUCAGAUUUCGCGACCUUUUCCGUUGCUCCACGUGCUUCGCAUCCUUUGGAUAUUUUAGCAACGUUUCUCGCUUUCAUCGGCUCAAUUCAAUUCCUUCACUGUUUUCUCGCAUAAUUCGUAAAUCAGAAUGUAUGGACCGAUUUUCUUCGUUUCCAUUCUUGGAGUGUUUCAUGAAAUUGCCGCUGCCUCGCAAUACAUUAACAAAGACCUCACGAAUCACUACAAUGCUCGUUUUCACGCUUACGAGGAACCGUAUAAUAUCGACUACACAUAUCAUAAUUACGAGCGAAUGAGCCGUUUUCUACGAACAACCUCUCUUCGAUUUCAAAAUCUCACUGCCUUAUAUUCUAUAGGAAAAUCAGUGAAAGGUCGUGAUUUGUGGGUAAUGGUUGUUUCUUCCUCGCCUUACGAACAUAUGAUCGGUAAGCCAGAUGUGAAAUAUGUUGCCAAUAUACAUGGAAACGAAGCCGUAGGUCGGGAAUUAAUGUUACAUUUGAUUCACUUUUUUGUUACAAACUAUGGAUCGGAUCCAUACAUUACGUGGCUCUUAGACAAUACUAGAAUUCAUAUUCUUCCAUCAAUGAAUCCUGAUGGUUUUGAAGUUUCAAAAGAAGGAUAUUGCGAAGGUGGUCAAGGCAGAUAUAAUGCACGUGGUUUCGAUCUGAAUCGAAAUUUCCCGGAUUACUUCAAACAAAACAACAAAAAAAGUCAACCAGAAACAGAAGCUGUAAAGGAAUGGGUUUCUAAAAUUCAAUUCGUUUUAUCAGGAAGCUUACAUGGAGGUGCAUUGGUUGCUAGUUAUCCAUUUGAUAACACACCUAAUUCGCUGUUUCAGAGUUAUACUUCAGCACCAAGUAUUUCGCCAGAUGACGACGUAUUUCAACAUUUAUCCCUAGUAUAUUCUCGAAAUCAUGGAUCUAUGUAUCAAGGACUGCCUUGUUCACCGUCUCAACCGGGAUUCAAAAAUGGUAUUACUAAUGGAGCUCAAUGGUAUCCGCUUACUGGUGGCAUGCAAGACUUCAAUUACGUGUGGAAUGGAUGUAUGGAAAUUACAUUGGAACUUUCAUGUUGUAAAUAUCCACCCGCUUCUGAUUUGCAAUUUUAUUGGGAAGAAAAUCGUAUGGCUUUAAUUAAGUUUUUAGCAGAAGCUCAUAGAGGAAUCCAUGGGUUUGUUAUCGAUGAAAAUGGAAAUCCUAUCGAAAGAGCAUCCAUUAAGGUAAAAUCGCGAGACGUUAGUUUUCUUACUACAAAAUAUGGUGAAUUUUGGAGAAUUUUACUGCCCGGAGUGUACAAAUUAGAGGUAUAUGCGAAUGGAUACCUUCCUCGUGAUGUAGAAUUUAGAGUAGUAGAACAACAUCCAACAUCUUUUAAUGUAACAUUAUACAGAGUAAGUAGACAUCCAGGGGAGGAUGAAACUGGUUCCAAUUUUUAUAAUGAAAAUAAAGACCAUAAUCGAGAUCACAUAAUACAUUUUCGACCACAUCCUGGAACUAAUACUGCAGCAGAAACAAACAGCGGGAUUUUCUCAUCUCUUAGUAAUGGAUUCAAUUCCUUCGUCAAUAAUUGGUUUGGGUGAUUAAUGAUAAUUUAGCGAAUAGCUAAUUUCUCGAUAUUAUUAUUAUUCUAUAAUAAUUUUAUAUUAAUCAGAGAAAAUGAUGAAACGUUGUUGAAAAUAUUCAUCAUUACUUGUUAUUCUAUUUUGCUACAAAUAACGAUAUAAAAUAAUAAUAAUAAAUAGUAAAUAGAAAAUAAUAAUAAUGAUAUCGUAUUAAAUGAAUCGUUUUAAUAAAUAACAAAGAUUCUUGAAAGAUACAAAGAAUAUAUAAGUUGACAUGUAGAUAUUAUAGUUCAAUGAAUGAAUUUCAUUUUUUAAUUUUGUAAUUCUAUCUAAUUUCAAUAAUUUAUUUUUUUGUGUCUUUAAAUUGAUUAUUUAUAAAUAUUAUUUAAAAUAUUAUUUAUUGAUAAAAAUGCUAAAUUAUAUAUAUUUCUAUCAUUUCUAUAAUUUCUCAGAAAAAUGUUAUUGUAUAAUAAUUAAUUCUUAUUAUAAAUAGUAUAUAUAACAUUUAAAAAAUACGUUUUUAUAAUUUUAUAGGGAAACAAAAUUAUAUCAUUAUUAAUAUUUAAAAAUUUAUCUUGUUUUCAUUAAUUUUUAUCUAAAUUCAUUUUUCUAAUUUCUUAAUAAAUAAGAUUAAAUGAUCUUUUAUUUAAAUGAAGAUCAACUCUCAUAAUUCAAAUUAAUUGAAAUAUUAAUUAUAAAAAAAAUCACAUUAUAAUCUUGAAUUAGAACAUUUGAAAUCUCUUUUUUAGAAUUCUAUUAAUAAAAAAUACAUGUAAAAAUAAUUUCUUCCAUAUCAUAAUGUUCCAUAUUUUAAAAAAUAAAAAUUUAAAAUUAUGUGAUUGUUGGAACAGAUGAGUAAUAUGUAUGUACUUAGUUUAUUUUAUAUUUAUUGUUUAUUUAUAUUUGAAAACUCUACAUGUACAUCUACAAUCUUACAUUAUUUCAAAAAUUCUAUAUGAAAUAUUUUCUAGUUCAUAAAUUUUCUCAUUGAAUACAUUCAAUAUAUAAUUCAAAUUCAUAUCAAAUUAAUUAAUUAUUAAUUAUUAAAAUUAAUUUUUAUUAUUUUUUAUUAAUAAUGCAUAUUAAUUAAUAAAACAAGAAAAUUAAAUAUUCGUUAAUUUUGUUUUUAAAACUAAAAAAUAUAUUAAUACAUAUAAAUUAUUUUACUCGCAAAUAAAAGAUAUUGAAAAAAAAAUUUUUAAUUGUAAUGUUUGGAAUAUAACACAUGUGAAUAGAAAAACGUAAUUUAUUAUACUUAAUUUCUCUUUUCUCAUAAAAGGCAUGCCGAAACAUUGUGCCUUCAUAUACGCUAUGUGACGUAUACUAUAUAUAUAGAUAAUUUAAAUGAUCAGUUUCCGAACUAAGAAUAAUAUCAAAAAAUAACCUUAAAAAUAUAUAAUAGUUUUUCAUUUCAAAAUAACAAAUUAUUUAUUAUUCUAAUUAUAUUCCAAUAUAUUUUUUUAUUUUUUUUUUAUAUAUAAAAUAUAAUAAAAUAAGACAUAUGAAUAAAAUAACAAUAGUUAAAAGAACUCGGGUAAAAAAGGGACCUGUUAUAUUUUUCUUUGCAUAUUAUAUACAUAUAUAUUAUAUUUAAUAUAUAUAAACAUAAAUUAUUAAUUAUAUUUUUUAAAUAAUACAUUGAAAAAAUGAAAGAAUUUUAAGCAAUAUAUUAAUAUUAUAUAUAUAUUAUAUAACAUGAUAUUUUAUUAUACAACCAUAUUAGAAGAGAACAUAUUUACUGCAAGAAUAAAAAUAUAAUUAGAGUAAAAAAGAAAUUGUUAUAUUAGAUAAUAGAAAAAUCUACUUACAUAUAUAUAUAUAUUUUAAAAGACUAUUCAAGUUUUUGAGAAAAUAAUAUUUUUUUAGAAUGUUUAGUAUUAAAAAAAUAAUAAUAAAAAAUAAAAAUAAAUAGUGUAGAUAAAAAAUAAUAGAUAUAAAAAAGAAUCUAUAAUUAAAUUAAUAAAAGCGCGCUAAAAUUUGUGUUAAAUUAAGAUUAGAUUAGAUUAAAAUAAUGAAACAGUAUGUGUUCAAUAAUGCAAUUAAUCAACAUUAAUUGCAAUAUAUAGAUUUUCACUGUAACAAAAAAUGUAGUUUCCAAUAACAUAAUCUGCUAAUAAAUUUGUAUAAAGUAAUUUGCACAUCGAAAUAUUAAACAAGACAAUUUAAUAUCUCUCUAGAAUUGUAAAAUUUUUACAAUUAAUUUAUUUUUAAAUAUAUAAAAUAAUAAAUAUUAAUAAUUAUUAUAUUUAAGUUUUUUUAAAAUAAUUUUUUUUAAACGUUAUAUAAAUAUUCAAUUAAAAAAAUAUUAUUUAUUUUAGUGAAUAUAUAGUAGAAUUAGUAUAUGAACAUAUAAAACAAAAAAUACUUAAUAAUUUAUAAAAAUAAUUCAUAAACAAUAUAAUCCUUAAAUAAUACAUGCUUUAAAACUAAUAUAAUAUAUAAAAGAAAAAUUAAGUGUUUAGAUUUAUUAAAAUAAAAAAAACAACAAAAAUAAAUAAGAUUUAUUAAAAUAAAAAAAAUAUAUAAAAAUAUAAAAGAGAUUAUAAAAUAUAAUUUAUUUAUGAUUUCUAUAGAAUUUUAUAUUAAAAAAAAAGCAUUUGAUUGAUAUUAUAUUUUAUAAUACAUCAAUUUAAAUGAAUAAAGAAAAUUAAAUUAUAAAAUAUAAUUUAUUUAUAAUUUAUUUAUAAUUUAUUUAUAGAAUUUUAUGUUUCAAAAAAACAUUUGAUUGAUAUUAUAUAUACUUAUAAUAUGUUAUUAAUAUUAUUAUAUACUUUAUAUAAUAAAUCAAUUGAACUGAAUAUAAAAAAACUUUGUAUUAUAAAUUAAAAUACAUAUCUACAUAAUAUAAAAAAUGCAACAAAAAUUUAUUUAUUAUAUAUAUGCACUUAAAGUUAAAAAAUAAAAAUGAUUAAGAGACGAGUAAUAACUAUUUUUAUUACAUUAUAUAUUAAUUUAUAAUAAUUUUAUAAUAUAUAAAUUGUUGUAUAUUAUUUUGUAAUUUUGUACUCUUAUACAUUAUACAUUUUUGUUUUUCUUAAAUGCAUCUAAUGAAAAUAAAAAACAAGAUGAAAUUGCUUUUAGUAUGGAUUUUGAUUUAUUAUAUUUUAUUAUUUUAUUAUUAUUGAUGUGAUUAUUCUAAUUACUAAUAUUUAUAGCAAAUCGAAAAUAAAAUUAUUUAAUCUCAAAUUUAAAUAUUUAAAUUAUUAAUUAAAUCAAAAACAUUUUAUAAGUUCUUAUUAUUUAAUAAAUCUUAUCAUAUAAAAUAUUAUCAUACAAAAUAACAAAUAUAGUUCAGAAUAACUUAAUUAAAUAUUUUAAUUACAAAAAUAAUUAAAUAAUAUUACUUAAAAAAAUUAAAAGAUAUUUUAAAAAAUGAAAUUAUCGUAUUUCAAGUUAAUAUAUUUCUUUUAAAUAAUACUAUUAAUUUUAUAAAUGUAUUCAAAGUAAAAGAUAUUAAUUUUCAAAUUAUUUUCGGAGCACUUAAUGAUUCAAAUUAGUUCAAAUUUAAAUUAUAAUGUAACUUAUAUAUAUUUAUAUCAUUUUACGUUAUUGAAAAUAUAUUGCAGUUUUUAACAUAUUUAAUUUUAUUUUUAUUAUUUUAUUUAACUAUUUUAUUUUAAUUUAAUAUUUUUGUUUAGAAUUAAAAAGAUGUAAAUAUUUAAUAUAUAUAGUAAUUAAAAAAUUUAUAGAUGCAAAAAAUUAUUUUAAAACCUAUUCGAAAAAAUAUAAAUUGAAGAUAAUCUUACAAAUAAUAAAUGGUUGAAUUUAUUUUACACAUUAUUUAAAAUUAAAUGUUAAAAUGUUAUAUUAAAAUAAUUUAUUAGUGUAUUUAAAUAAUACUUAUCUUCGCAUAAAAAAUUUUAUUUUUAACUCACAAAUUAUUUUCAAAAAAGAUAAAAUAAAUUAAAAAAUAUUAAAAUAUAACAAAUCAACAUUAUAUGUCUUAUGUUAUAUUAAAUAUAAUAAAUUAUACAAUUUGUAAAAAUAUAACAAUUCAUAUAUAAACAGUUUAUAUGCUAUUUUUAUAUAAUUUGUCUACUAUGAAUAUGACAUUUUUAUUUAUAUUUUUAUAGCAUUAUAUUGAUAUUAAUAAAAUAGUCAAAUCAUUCAAAAACAAAGUUUAUAUUAUGUAUAUAUACAUAUAUAUAUUUGACUUGAUAUAGAAAUUUAAAAAGUGGUUUCUUAAACCAAAAUAAGAUAAAAAUCAAGAAUAAAAAAUUUCGUUCUCAGUUUUAUUAUUAGAUUUAAAGAUAUAUUAUUAUUUUUUUCUAUUGUUAUUGACAAUUAAAAGAACGAAAAUUUAAGCAAAUCUUAUACGAACAAAUGUAAGGCAACUCAAAUAGCGAAGAACAUAAAGUUGUUAAAAAAUUCUUACAAGAUUAAAUAUCAUAAUCAUUUAUUCUAUAAUUUCUAUUCUAUGUCAUAAAUUGCUAUUCGUAUUCAUAUUAAGAUUAUUGUAUUCUUUCAGUUCGAUUGUAUAUUCUUUCAUAAAUACAUGAAGAUUUGAUUGCAUCGAAAGAUAUUUUUAAGUAUUAUAAUUAUUAAAAUAAAAAAUUUACAAUACUUAUUUUUAAUUAUCAAUAUAUAAAAAAUAUAGAAAAGCAAUUUUUUAUUUUUGAUUUUCAUUUUAUUUUGAAAUAUUAUUAGUAUAUAUGUAUAAUAUAGAAGAUAUUAAUAUAUUCAUGUGACAUCUUGUGAGGAUUAAUUAGCAAAACAAAUACAAAAGUUAGUACAUAAAAAUAUUGGUUUAGAUUUAUUUACUAUAUUAUAAAUUAUUUAAAUUUACUUUAAAUGAAGCAAAACGGAGAAGAAUAUAAUCAUCAUACCAUCAUUUCAUUCUUUUUAUCAUGCUUUAUCUAACACAAACUUAAAUUGCUUUUAACUUAAUAAAUAAGUCUCAACAAAUAUUGUAUAUUAACAAUUUGUAUAAAUUAAAUUAUUAUAAUUAUAAAUUAUUAAUUAUAAUAAUUAUAUUAACAAUUAUAUAAAUUAUAUAAUAUAUAUAAUAAUACUAAAAUUUUACAUUUAUUUUGGUCUCCAGAAAUGAUUAAAAUAUCCUAUGAAUAUAUUAAUUCGUUGUAUAAAUAGUAGACAUUAAUUUAAAAAUAUUAAGUAUUGAGAAAAUUUUAAUAAAUAAUUGUAAUGAUUUCGUUGAUAAACAGUAAACACUGCCUUUAUUGAAUUCGAAAGGCAUUGAUAUAAAUAAAUAUUACAAUUUAUUGUUUAUGUAUAUUGUAUCUUUUAUUUAAUGUAAUAAAUGUUUAUGUGAUAU
Apis cerana (Asiatic honeybee) is the source of this 7283-nucleotide messenger RNA. Its product is annotated as carboxypeptidase M. Gene Ontology annotation, biological process: peptide metabolic process; protein processing. The record is from RefSeq and is a predicted model, not a curated record. Gene Ontology annotation, molecular function: metallocarboxypeptidase activity; zinc ion binding. NCBI's taxonomy places the organism in Eukaryota, Metazoa, Arthropoda, Insecta, Hymenoptera, Apidae.